Apiotrichum porosum is the source of this 2457-nucleotide messenger RNA. RefSeq lists its product as uncharacterized. Gene Ontology annotation, cellular component: cytoplasm. The record is from RefSeq and is a predicted model, not a curated record. Gene Ontology annotation, molecular function: ATP-dependent chromatin remodeler activity; ATP binding. NCBI's taxonomy places the organism in Eukaryota, Fungi, Basidiomycota, Tremellomycetes, Trichosporonales, Trichosporonaceae. The transcript has 11 exons. The coding region runs from base 1 to 2457 and encodes 818 amino acids.
AUGAGCCAGCGAUCUCGCCUCGACCCAUAUGCGGAACUGAUCGACUUGACGGACUCGCCCGUCAAGAAGAGGACCGAUAAUCGGCGUGCGGCGCCCUCGCACGGGUCUUCAAGUCCAAUGUUUGUCGGCCAACGUCCCCCUCCCCCUCUUGCAUCUUCCCAAUCUGCAAACGUCGCGGCCCCCGCCAACGCAUUUGACUUUGACUCUGGCUUUGGAGCCAGCAUUGCCAAAAAGUCUACACCUUCUCGCCCAGCAGGAGCUUCUCGCAAGGGCGGCAACCGCGGCGGUAUGGAGUCCUACAUCAAGCCUUCGUCUGGCGCCUUUGGCGGCCGUCCAAGUGGAGCCAGUGCUUUUGACCGCGCUGCCAACUACCGCAACGACGGCUGGCCAUCAUGGACCGACGAACGCACUGCACCCAAGAGCGGCCCGGCGCCAGUCCCAAUCCCCAUCCCCCAGAACGUCGUCGCGCGUGACAAGGAGGAAGUCGAGGAGAAUGGCGAGGACUUUGACAUUGGUGCCGCCCAGUACUCGGCCGCCGACUUUGAGCGCUGUGGUGGUGACCCCGAGGAACAGAUGCGCGAGCUCCUCGCUGGUGCAGUCGGUGACGGCGAGGAAGGUGGCGACGACGAGGGCGACGACACUGUCGAGGGGUUCGCGGACGGCAUGAGGCUCAUGCCCCACCAGGUCCGUGGUACCCGCUGGAUGCGUGAGCGCGAGUCUGGGCGCAAGUAUGGAGGAAUCCUUGCAGACGACAUGGGUCUCGGUAAGACCGUUCAGACUCUGGCUCGUAUCGUCGAGGGGAGGCACACUCCUGCCGAGAAGAAGGUCUACAAGGGUGGAACUCUCAUUAUUGCCCCCCUCGCAGUCAUGGAGCAGUGGGCCACCGAAGUCCGCACCAAGACCAAGACUGGUCUCCUCAAGGUCACGACGCACCACGGUCCCAAGCGUACAACGAGUGAGGAUCUUGAAAAGUUUGACGUCGUCAUCACGACGUUCCAGGUCCUCUCAUCCGAGUUUGGGUCUCUUGAAAAGUCUAUCCAGGCAAACGCAAACGCCGUGUCCGACUCGGACGACAGCGAUAGCGACAGCGACAGCCCCCCUCGCAAGGGCAAGGGUAAAGGCAAGGGAAAGAAGAAGGCCACCAAGGCUGUUCGCAGGGCUGCGCUCUUUGACGUCAAGUGGCUACGUGUUGUUAUCGAUGAGGCACAGAACAUUAAGAACCACAAGACUGCCGCGGCCAAGUCCGCAGUCGAAUUGAGGGCCAAGUACCGCUGGUGCCUCACUGGUACUCCCAUCCAGAACAACGUCGAGGAACUCUACUCGCUCUUCAAGUUUCUCCGUGCGCGUCCACUUGACAACUGGCAGACGUUCCGUUCGCGUGUCUCGUCCGAGGUCAAGGCUGGACGCACCGGUGUCGCCAUGAAGCGUUUGCAUAUCAUUCUCAAGGCCAUCAUGCUCCGCAGGACAAAGGAUGCCACUAUCAACGGCAAGCCCAUCCUCAACCUUCCCGAGCGCCGUGUCGAGGUCGUCGAGUGCACCUUUGAUGCGGAGGAACGCCAGUUCUACGAUGCUCUUGAGCAACGCACUGCCCUCACGUUCAACAAGUUCCUCCGCAACGGCUCGGCCAUGAGCAACUACACUUCCGUCCUCUCCAUGCUUUUACGUCUCCGCCAGGCCUGUGAUCACCCCGCGCUUGUUACCAAGGCGCUGGCUUAUGACGUGGACGCACUCGAGAACAGCCAGGCUGACCAGGCUGAUGAGCUUGCUGAUCUUCUGUCGGGCCUUGGUGUCGCCUCUGAGAAGAAGUGCGAGAUCUGCUUUGUUGUCCUCGACGACCAGAAACUGAGCAUGUGUCCCGAGUGCAACGAGAUUGCGGUCAAGGCCAAGGGAGGAGACUGUGACCCUGUUCUCCCUCCCUCGAGUGCCAAAAUCCGUAAACUGCUUGAACUGCUCAGUGACAUCGACGAGCGCAGCGACAGCACCGAGAAGACGAUUGUGUUCUCGCAGUUUACCAGCUUCCUCGACCUCGUCGAGCCAUUCCUUGUGCAGGCCAAGAUCAAGUAUGUCCGCUACGACGGCACCCUUACGGCCGACCAGCGCGCCGUGGUUCUUGAAAAGAUUCGCACCAAGAAGGAGACUCGCGUCAUCCUCAUAUCGUUCAAAGCCGGAAGUACAGGUCUCAACCUCACGUGCUGCAACAACGUUGUUCUUAUGGACAUGUGGUGGAACCCAGCCCUCGAGGACCAGGCGUUUGACCGUGCCCACCGCCUCGGCCAGAAGCUCGACGUCAACAUCCACAAGCUCACUAUCGGCCAGACGGUUGAAGACCGCAUCCUUGCCCUGCAAACGCAGAAGCGUGAGCUCGCGCAGGCGGCGCUCAACGGCAGCAGCGUCAAGAACAUGAAGCUCACGAUGGCCGACAUUAUGAAGCUGUUCCAGCGCUCCUCCGACGAGUAG